This is a messenger RNA of Suillus fuscotomentosus, 1476 nucleotides long. RefSeq lists its product as uncharacterized. Lineage: Eukaryota; Fungi; Basidiomycota; Agaricomycetes; Boletales; Suillaceae. Bases 1 to 1476 code for a protein of 491 amino acids. Gene Ontology annotation, molecular function: protein binding. The transcript is spliced from 7 exons. The record is from RefSeq and is a predicted model, not a curated record.
AUGGAAGAUCCGACGUUGACCUCGCUGCCUGUGGAACUCAUUCACAAGAUCAUUUCUUUGCUGGAUUGGAGAACAAUAUUGGUUUGCCGGGAGGUGCGCUUAUUCCACUCAAUAGUACAAGGAGAUAGUGCUCAAUAUGAAAUUGAGCUUGCUGUAUCUGGGAUGGUGGACGGCCCUCCAAGCACACUUACCACCUCAGAUCGGCUUGCACUUCUUAAGGAACGCAAUGCUGCAUGGGAGUCUCUGAGAUGGGUAGAAUCGCGGGAUAUUCCGAUGAUGCAGGGACACAUCUGGGAGUUAUACGGCGACGUGUUCGCGCAAUCUAGCACGUCAGAUGUCCUUCACUUCCGUCAGCUGCCAUCAAAGUACAGAAAAAUCGAAGAAAAAACAUGGGACUUCACCAUGGAUCCUGCGCAGGACCUUCUCGUGCUCAUCGAGGAGCCCACCCAGCUCCCUCAUAUCAACGCCACUACCCGUAGCAUUCGGAUCCAUUUACGUUCCCUCACCACAGGAGACAGGCACAGAUUAGCGCCUCAACCAGCCAUUCUCGUUCAUGACCUCAAUGUGCGGCACGCCCGAGCAACGUAUACAUUACGAGUGUGCGAUAAUCUCCUGGGUAUCUUAUUCACACUCCAGGAUGAAGAUGCAGACCCCGAACUUACCAUAUGGGACUGGUCAACGGGCAAAGUUAUUUUGACAUGCUUCAGUUCCGAGAUUGCGACAUUUGCAUUCCUCAGCAGUCGCUUUUUGCUAGCCCGCCUCUACGUGUUUGAUAUGACUAAACCAUCUAGCGAAACGUUUGGCCUUUGGGCGGACUAUUCUUGCGUAUUUCUUUGGCCCGAAUUCAACUUCUGGACCAACCCGGUGGCUCUUUCAAUCCGCUCUGAUCCAUCGCCUACCUGGCAGCCUAAUCCAGAGGCUCGGUUACCCUUCUCAACGGCGCCUGGGGACAGGCUCCUCAUCAUUACAGUCUCCUUGGUGAACAAUGACCGUAUCGUCCCUUACGAUAUGUUCGUUUCAGCUGAUACUUUGCUAUCUCAUAUCGAAGCCCUUCCUACGGAGGUUCGCUCCCGUGAAAUCAAAUGGGAUGAGUGGGGCCCCGCAGGCACACGCUUGAUGCGGUCUUUGUCACAGCCUUCCCUCUGGGUGUGCUACGUAUUCGGGACCAAAUUCGUGUCUCUUACUGAGCCGACCCACACGUCUCCGCAGACUUUGGAGAUGUGGGAUUUCAACCAGCUCGCAAUGAAGCGAGAUGCCAAAGUUCAAGGUGGUAUCAGCCAUCAUGUACGUGAUACGACGGUAAUUGAUAAAGUAUUUGCGGACGAAAUCUACACGAGUCUACCCUACCGGGUUAUCAAGCGCACCCUACCUCCACAUUCUUCUCCGGAAUUAAGUUUUACUGCUGUCAUAUGCAGCGAAGACAGCCUCAUUUUAGUAGAUUCUAGUCACCGGUAUCUUCGCCUUCUCACUUUUUGA